Molecule: messenger RNA, 363 nt
Organism: Saprolegnia diclina VS20
Lineage: Eukaryota; Oomycota; Saprolegniomycetes; Saprolegniales; Saprolegniaceae
Exons: 3
Coding region: 42-323 (93 amino acids)
Biological process (GO): dolichyl monophosphate biosynthetic process
Cellular component (GO): endoplasmic reticulum membrane
Molecular function (GO): dolichol kinase activity
Source: RefSeq, a predicted model, not a curated record
UGGCCAACACGGGUGUUCUUGCCUCGGGGAUUGGCGAUGCCAUGGGCGCGGUCGUCGGCUCGAGCGUUGGCCGCACCAAAGUGUGCGAAACGAAAACGUUGGAGGGAAGCGUCGCGGUGUUUCUCUCGAUGGUGCUCUUUGCGUACGCGGCAGUGCCGUCUGCGCACCCAUGGGCGACUCCAGUCUUUCUCGGGUUUCUCUGGAGCACGUGGCCCACGACCGCGCUCGAGGCGGUGACGUGCCAGAUCGACAACUUGGUGCUCCCGCUCUUCUACUUGGCAACGUGCUGCAUCACGCAAGCGUACCUACUAGUACAUGUGUAAAUCACUGCUCGUAUCAAUACAACGUCGGUAUGUUUCUCGU